Symbiodinium pilosum is the source of this 1497-nucleotide messenger RNA. The record is from the annotation of a GenBank genome assembly. NCBI's taxonomy places the organism in Eukaryota, Dinophyceae, Suessiales, Symbiodiniaceae.
AUGGAAAGGUCGACGCCCAUUCCGAUGCUUGUGCUUUGUACGGGCGCCUUCGUGGGAAUCUUCGUGUGGUGGCGCAAGGAGAGACGCGCAAAAGCUCCCAACAUUCCCAUGGCACAGGGUGGUCUCCCACUCCUGGGGCACGCGCUGCAGUACAAAGAGGACCCUGCGGGCUGCAUUCGCCGGCAGGAGGAGCGUGUUGGCAAGGUGUUCUACAUCAACCUGGCAGGCCGUCGCAUGGUGGUUGUUGGAUCCGACCCCGAGGCCAUGAAGCAGGUUGCAAUGCAGCCCGCCACGGUGCUUUCAGCACAGCGAGCUGUGGCAGAGAUAGGCUUUGAGUAUCUCUUGGGCACUGCAAAUGUGUACAAGGGAACCACGUUUCACAAGCGCAUCAUCAAGGAGGAGAUUUCAUCAAAGGAAAAGUUUGACACCAUGCUGCCCACGCUUUUCCAAGCCUUGUCGACGGCACUGGACGACGAGUGCCGCGCGCACAACAGCCGUGAUGCUACCCUUUCUCAUCCUGAUGUGUUUCACCUGGUUCGAAGAUGCAUCUUGCGUGCCGCCUUGGAUGUUUUGGUCACUCCCUGGCUCCUACACAGGGAUCCCUCGUUACUGACAGCACUCAUGUCCUUUCAAGACAAUGUGGAGGAUGCAACCGCAAAGGCUGCGGUCCUCCCGCGAUUUCUUGCCCUUCCUUUGUGCCUCUGGCCCAUGGCGCUCUCCAGAAGGCGCCUGACGCAACGCUUGAAGCGAAUUUUGGAGUCCGUAAAAACAGAGGCUGAGGCCGCUGAGGCGGGACCUUGGCUCCGGGCCUUCUGGUCUGAGCAAGUGCCGCUGCAAGAUGCCGCCGAGUUUGUUGUCGGCUUGGUGUUUGCGGCGCACAAGAACCCGGCCAUUGGAGCUGCGCAGUCUCUGUGUUUUCUUCGAUCUUUGGAUGUGACAACGCAGCAGACGGCAGCGACAGAGGCGAAGAGGCUGCAAGCUUCGAUGGCGGAUGGCGCUAGGCAGAAGGGAGGUGUAGAGGCUCUAUUGGCAGCUACCACACUGCGCCAGUGCGUGCUCGAAACUAUGCGUAUCACUGCGCAUACCCUGGGCGCGCUGCGCUAUGCUAACGCACCGCUAGAGAUCAAGACAAGAGCCUCCAACCUGACCAUUCCUCGCGGUGCAACCGUCGCCAUUGCCCAUAACUCCACGCAUUCUGAUGUAUCCGUAUGGGGGUCCAAUGCUUCAGAGUUUCGAUUAGAUAGGCCCGAGUGGACACUUCAGAGUGCUGACAUGUCAUCUCCGGUGGACCCCUACAAGCUGACAACUUUUUCACAGGGGGUCCAUAAGUGCCCGGGGGAGAAGUUUGCAAUGGCCGUCAUGGAGAUGAUGCUGGCACUGCUACUACUGAGGGAUAGCCAGUUACAUCGCACUCCAGAGUUGUCCUUUGAGCGAGCUACUCUGGCGCAGCGCGCAGGGCCAGUGCCAGUGAAGUUUCAACGACACGUGCUGGUGUGA